AUGGUAGUGAAGGUCUAUGGCCCAGACUAUGCUUGCCCCAAACGGGUGAUAGUGUGUCUGAUUGAGAAGGAAAUUGAGUUUGAAACAGUGCAUGUUGAUGGCUUUAAGGGAGAGCAUAAGGAAGCUGAAUACCUCAAGUUGCAGCCAUUUGGAUUGCUUCCUGUUGUUCAAGAUGGUGAUUAUAUCCUUUAUGAAUCUCGGGCAAUACUUAGGUACUAUGCAGAAAAGUAUAAAAACCAAGGUACUGAUUUGCUGGGGAAGACAAUAGAAGAAAGGGGUCUUGUGGAGCAAUGGCUGGAAGUUGAAGCCCAUAACUUUAACCCACCAAUCUUCAACUUAGUUAUGCAUAUCCUGGUUAACCCCUUAUUGGGCCUUCCUUCAGACCCAAAAGUUAUUCAGGAGAGUGAAGAGAAGCUGGGGAAGGUGCUUGACAUUUAUGAAGAGAGGCUGUCCAAGACCAAGUACUUGGCUGGUGAUUUCUUCAGCCUUGCUGAUCUUAGUCAUCUCCCAUUUGCUCAUUAUUUGAUGAAUCAAAUGGGAAAAGAGAAUAUGGUAAGAGAAAGGAAGCAUGUGAGUGCUUGGUGGGAUGAUAUUAGCAACAGGCCAUCUUGGAAGAAGGUUCUCCAACUAUACAAAUACCCUAUGUAG
Gastrolobium bilobum is the source of this 648-nucleotide messenger RNA. RefSeq names its product glutathione S-transferase F9-like. Gene Ontology annotation, cellular component: cytoplasm. Lineage: Eukaryota; Viridiplantae; Streptophyta; Magnoliopsida; Fabales; Fabaceae. The transcript has 3 exons. Gene Ontology annotation, molecular function: glutathione transferase activity; glutathione binding. The record is from RefSeq and is a predicted model, not a curated record. Bases 1 to 648 code for a protein of 215 amino acids.